AGAAAGCUAAUUAUCGACAAUUUUUUUUCCCAAUAGUCAAUCAAUUAUUGAGAAUUCAGAGAAUUUUUUUUGUUUGCCACAGGAAUUCUUCAUGGGAUUGGGAGGGAAAGCAAAAAUUGCAGCCACGAUUUAGUUUGGAUUUUUUUUUAAUUGGAUCGCUGAAUAUCCGAGGUCCGCGCCCGCCAAAAUCACUUGCAAUUGUAUCAGCUCGACAUUCGACCCGAAAUCCAAGCUGGCCGGCUUCAGGGGAAUUAAAUGCCACGUCAACAAUCUGUGCCAACUCGAAAACCCAAUGAGAGAUGACCACGUCUAAUAGGCGCACUGAAAGCACCCUACUCUUCACGCAUCUUUGUAUGCCGUCGAUUCAAGUUUCCUAAUCAACGGUCAAGAUCCUCUAUUUCAUCUAUCCGCGGCAGACUCCGAUAUCCAAUGGGAUUGCUUCUCUGGCACCUAUAUAUAUAUUAUUCGGCCCACAAAGCAAUCUCUCAAAACUUACUCUAAUCCCAAAGAAUCGUCUAAUCCUCUACCCAUCUGUUUUUCCCCUCCUCGCGAAGAAACCCCCCAAAUCUCAUCUCACCUUCCUUUCGAGAUGGCGCCAAAGGCCGCAGAGAAGAAGCCCGCAGAGAAGAAACCGGCCGCCGAGAAGCCAACGGAGGAGAAGAAGACCGUGGCCGAGAAGGCUCCCGCAGAGAAGAAGCCCAAGGCCGGGAAGAAGCUCCCCAAGGAAGCCGGCGCAGUUGCAGGAGACAAGAAGAAGAAGAGGAACAAGAAGAGCGUGGAGACCUACAAGAUCUACAUCUUCAAGGUCCUGAAGCAGGUCCACCCGGACAUCGGGAUCUCCAGCAAGGCGAUGGGGAUCAUGAACUCCUUCAUCAACGACAUCUUCGAGAAGCUCGCCCAGGAAUCCUCCAGACUCGCUAGGUACAACAAGAAGCCCACCAUCACCUCCAGGGAGAUCCAGACCGCCGUCAGAUUGGUGCUGCCCGGAGAGCUCGCCAAGCACGCCGUUUCUGAGGGCACCAAGGCCGUCACCAAAUUCACCAGCUCUUGAAAAUUGUGUGUGGUCUGAGUUAGGGUUUAGGGUUAUACGCCAAUUUAGAUGUUUUGUCUCUGGGUGUGGUUUGCCGGUCUAGAUCUCGUAGUCACUGAGUUCGUUUCGAUGGAUUGAUGGCUUCAGUUGUAUUUUCCUUGCGUUUCUUGCUUGAUAACUUUGUAACUACCUAAAGGAAAUGGUAAUCGGAUUCCAUGGUUAUAUUUUGUAGUUGAAUUCUUGGUUUUUGAUGCUAUUAUUAUUAUUCCCAAUCAGAAGAACCCAUAUUCUGUUUUGCGUGCUUGGUGCUCCUUCCUUGAAUGGAAUAAUUGGAGUCUUGCGUUUGAGUAAUCAAAAUCUGUCGUCGUCCCUGUAUUUGGUCCCACGGUGACGACAGAGAGCGGCAUGUAUCGAGCCUCAAAGAAACGGCGCCGUGGCUUUUGUGCCGAUGAAGAGGGCAUCUAUCCUUGGGAAGGGCAGGGGCACAUGGCCUUUUGUGCCGAGUUAGGACAAUAGGACCCGAGGAAAACUGGGAAGCGGUUACAUUUCUCUGCUGAAUUUGCGUCCUGUUGCCGUGGCGAUUGUCAAAUAUCAACCUUUACCCUUCCUUCGGACCUUUACACGUUAUAUAGAAACUGGGAUAACUCAUAUGAUUGUUCGAUGAUGUUUGGCUGGUCUGGUCACAUGGGCGCGGUUUAAUUAUUCAACAUGAACAUGAAUCAGUAAGAUUUGUACGAUUUACAACCAAGCUCAACAAAGAAGCUUUCAGUAUGGCCUUCCAAUAUGCUCAACUACUUCUUGCUGCUGCUUAAAUCUGAUAAUUGUCUUCAUCGUCAUCUCCAUCUGCUGUGUAAUAGGCUGGUGGGAAGUGAGCCAACUAAUACAUAACCCAAAGCAAUUUCAGUUAAAUUUCAUAACUUCAUGCACAUCCUUCAAAAAAUGCAGAUUAUUAUAAUGACCAAAUGAUAAUCAAACCAAACGAAAACCAUACCGUUGCAGCCAUACCGAGUGCUUCUUUAAUUUGUCAGCAUGAUAAUCAAACCAAACGAAAACCAGUUAUGGGUCUUAUACUGGUUGUUGGUUAAAUGAUAACCGAUAAAGUUGAUUUUCUCGA
This is a messenger RNA of Linum trigynum, 2144 nucleotides long. The record is from the annotation of a GenBank genome assembly. Lineage: Eukaryota; Viridiplantae; Streptophyta; Magnoliopsida; Malpighiales; Linaceae.